This is a messenger RNA of Eucalyptus grandis, 1769 nucleotides long. RefSeq names its product omega-hydroxypalmitate O-feruloyl transferase-like. Bases 471 to 1769 code for a protein of 432 amino acids. Gene Ontology annotation, molecular function: acyltransferase activity, transferring groups other than amino-acyl groups. NCBI's taxonomy places the organism in Eukaryota, Viridiplantae, Streptophyta, Magnoliopsida, Myrtales, Myrtaceae. The transcript has 4 exons. The record is from RefSeq and is a predicted model, not a curated record.
GCUGUGCACGUAGGAUUUGUUCGGCAUGUAUGGCUGAUGUAUCGCAACAUGUGUGAUUGGCAACGCUUCUUGUGAACCCGCAACGUAUUUGAAAGGUGUAAUUUUUAUCGUGCAGGAGGAAGCCCUCCAUAGAUUGACAAUUACGGGUUUAUAUUCCGUCUAACAAUUUAAGCUUUUGAAGUGACAUUUUAUUUUAUUUUUUAAUCUUAGAACCAGAUUGAAGUUUCAUUCUCCAUGCUCCAUUUUGAGAUUCAUACCGCUUUUGGAUAUAAUCUUCCCCAUAUUUUUCCUGUUCCUCUACUCCUCAUGGUUUUUCUUUCAUGUGAUUUGAUAUCAUUCCAAGCUACAAGAUGCAUAGCGUUUUUGUUUACAUGUGGCCUCUCUUUAUGUAACCACUUUGUUUAUAGUUCUCAGUGCAAUUUUUUUCCCCUCAAGGAAGAGAGCAGGAUAUAAAUUUCCAGUCUUCUCCUAUGGAGGCAUCCGCGAAGAACAACGACCUAAUAAUAGAAAGAUCCAGCCCCACCGUGGUCCUCCCAGAAUACGAAACACCCAAGGAUUCCAUUUUCUUAAGCAGCCUUGAAAAAAUGUUUCCCUCGAUGAAGCGAUCCAUUUAUUCUUUCGAGAGGAGUGACGCAAAUGUGGUAGACGUGAUAAAGCAAUCUUUGGCCAAAGUUCUGGUUCAUUAUUAUCCACUUGCAGGGAGAUUAGCUAAAAACUCUCGAGGGAAGUUGUUUGUUGAUUGCCAAAAGAAGUUAGGAGUCCCAUUUGUGGAGGCAAUGACUGAUAGUGAAAUCGAGAGUCUGGGUGAUAGCAGACUUGUCAAUUCUGAUGUUUUAGGCAAGCUCGUUUACAGAGAUCCUAUGGAAGAUAUGCUUGAAGUUGCCCCUCUUCUGACUGCACAGGUGACAAAAUUCAGAUGUGGAGGCUUCAUUUUAGGGGUUGCAAUUAGCCAUCACAUAGCAGAUGGGGUGUCGGCAAUGAAUUUUAUGAACGCAUGGGCUGAAAUUGCAAGAGGCAAGCCGUUAUCCCUGGUCCCUUGUCAUGAUAGAGCCAUCCUAAAACCAAGGGUGCCUCCUCAAAUCACGGGUCCUUACAACGAAUUUGUUCAAAUAAGUGACGUAUCAAACCUCAUGGCAUUAUAUGAGGAACAACAAUUGGUAUACAAAUCCUUCCACUUCGACGCUGAGAAGCUGGCGACCCUAAAAAGAAUGGCCACAAAAGAUGAGCAGGUAACGAGCGCAUGCACCAGCUUUGUAGCACUGGCAGCCUUUGUGUGGCGGGUUCGCAGUAUGGCCCUCAAGAUGAAACUUCACCAACAAUUAAAGCUUCAUUUAAUAGUCAAUUUCAGGUCGAGGCUAACAACCCCAUUGCCCGAGGGGUACUUUGGGAACGCCGUGGUCUCUCCCUGUUGUCUCUGCACCAUGGGAGAGUUGAUCGAGGAGCCAAUCUCUGCUUUUGUGACAAGAAUAAAGAAGGCAAUCGAGAGUGUGACCGACAAUUACGUACAGUCGAGAAUCGACUAUUAUGACAUUAAUCCUUCUGAGCGACUCCCUGUUAGCGCAUUUUCAAUAAGUUCAUGGACAAGGCUCGAGUAUGGCUCCACAAACUUUGGGUGGGGAGAGCCAAGGUUUGGGGCCGGUGAACCACCAAGAGAAAGCUGCUUGUUUAUGAAGGAUGGGAGAGAAAAGGGCAUUGCGGUGGUGUUGGGUUUGCCACUUCCAGCCAUGAAUACCUUCGAGAAACUUGUUUGUGAUCUUAAUGUUGUCUAG